Molecule: messenger RNA, 1720 nt
Organism: Styela clava
Lineage: Eukaryota; Metazoa; Chordata; Ascidiacea; Stolidobranchia; Styelidae
Source: RefSeq, a predicted model, not a curated record
UCUCUAUUAGAUUCUCCCCCAAUGUCAUCGAUAGUCCUUUUAAUCUGACCGUACUUCUGAGACUUGGAAAACAACUAGCCAGAUUGCUUAAAGCUUGAAGAUCGAUCGGCCCGAAUUAUACCUCAGUUUAAAGCAACUUUCUUCAAUUCGACGUUUUGGAACUACUACCAUCCUGGGCCGAGGAGAGUGGGAGUUACUGUCAGUCGUCAUCUUCGUCGGUGCUAUCAAGAGCGUUUUCCAUCUACAAGUAUUUUAUGAUGUUAUUCAUUUAUUCAGAUAUUGUUCUUUAUCUCUUGAUAUAUAUUGAGCUGUUUGGCGGCAAUAAGGUUUGCACUUCUACAUCGAUCGAAACAUCCCCCAAUCACAUAUUUUUUUACGCUUCACAAGACUAUGACAAUGUUGACAGCUCUAGAACAAAACGUCAGCUUGGAAAGUCAGAAAGUUCAGCGAAUAAGGAAUGUGAUUUUCAAAGUCUAGCAUCAGCGACCCAAAUCUGCGAAACACUUUUCUUUAACGAACUGAAAAGGAAUAAAAAAAUAUUAUGUUCGAAAGUUUACAAACAGCUUAGGCGAUGUAUACUCUCGAAAUCGGAGGAAUGCAGUUCCAGUAGUUCAUCGAAGACCAGGAUCAACAGAUCUGUACAAAAAUCCCUAGCUUACUACAUGGAGGCAAAAUAUUGCAACGAUGGGUCAUUGUCAACUUCCAGGCGCCCAAUCAACUACUGUCGUUUGGAAUACAACGACAAAGUUAAGGACUGCUACAACGAAUAUCACAGAACUUUUCGAAGAAACCCCAAUGACACAACCUUGUGUAGUUUAUACGCCGAGUCUAAAUCUUGCGCACUGAAUGCAGAGAAUGAAAUGUGUUCUUUCAAACCCAUACUAAAGCAGGUGCGAGAAAUAUCUGAAGGCAUCAACAGGUGCUGGAAUCCCUUUUGUUCGGUAGAUACGUUUGGAAAUAAUAAAGUCAGUGCAUCGGAGAAGGGUUUGAGCUUUUCAUUUCUUUUGGGUAUGAUACGAGGGAAACUGCGGCUAAUAAAUCGAAGAGGUAUUGAUACAAUGAAAGAAUAUAAGAACGCAAAAACAAUAAAAAGCGGAGUUCCUAAGGAUUGUAAAUAUAAUCAGGCGGUCGUAAUUUCCAUUGCCCUGGACCAAAUCACAGAAGAGUUUAACCCAGUCGCUAAAGACGAUUCGAGUAGAUAUUUUUUAGUUGGAUAUCAAAAUUCGACGACGACUUCUAAGCCACAGGCUUUAGCAAAAAUAGCCGAAAUUGCAAACAAAGAAUCACAAGACGAUGAGAAUGGAUGCAAAACCCGCAUAACCUUAUCUAACCUUUUAGUAAUUAUCUCCAUUGUAAUUUCAUGUAUUGUGUCAUGAAACAUAUAUUUACCACAUAUAGUCGCAGUUCAAGUUGGUAAUUCCAAAUUAAUUAAGUUUUCGUAAAUUUUGCCUCAAUCGGUAUCUACUACCUGGCUAGUACAAAUUUUUGCAUGUUCAUGUAACCAACGAACAUUUGAAUGGAGUGUAUUCCUCAUAGAAUUGUAUACGUAUUUCUCACCGAAUGAAUGCUUAUUUAGCCCGAUAAUUGAUACUAUCGGACAGCGGUUCCCAAAGGGUGCGCCGCAGCGAUUUGCUAAGUGCGCCGCAAAAAUUAACAGAAUUGUGUUAAAUAUAACUAUAUAUAAUAUAUGAUUGAAUAUUUCACAUAUUAUUGCAUUUAA